Lodderomyces theae is the source of this 606-nucleotide messenger RNA. RefSeq lists its product as uncharacterized. NCBI's taxonomy places the organism in Eukaryota, Fungi, Ascomycota, Pichiomycetes, Serinales, Debaryomycetaceae. Gene Ontology annotation, biological process: poly(A)+ mRNA export from nucleus. The record is from RefSeq and is a predicted model, not a curated record. The transcript has a single exon. Gene Ontology annotation, cellular component: nucleus. Bases 1 to 606 code for a protein of 201 amino acids.
AUGGCUGACUACGCAUCACAGACAGUUGCUCAAUUGAAAGAGGUCUUGAAAGAAAGAGGUCUCAGUACGGAGGGUAAGAAGGCCGAUUUAGUUUCCAGGUUAACAGAGUCAGAUGGUGCAAACUCAAAAGCAGAUAUUACCACCGAUGCAACUGCAGAGCCAUCCACGCUGAAUUCAGUGGUGACUGAAAAUGAAGCCGUCAGUGAAGGUGCAGAAAACAGUGCGCAAGCAGAUACUACAGCAGCCACGACAACUACAGCCUCGAGCGACACCACCACCACCACCACUUCCGACACCAAAGAGGAAAGUAAAGAAGAAGCACCAAAAGUAUUGACCCCAGAAGAAAGGAAAUCUUUAGCUGUUGAAUUGUUGAACAAAAAGAUUGCUAGAGCUGAAAAGUUUGGUGAUGAAGCCGCCGCUGAACAAGCGCGUAAAGAUUUGAAUCGUGUUUCCAAAUUUGGUGUUGAAUUGGGAACGUCAUUGGCCAAAGAAAUCGGUUUAGUUGAUAACAAACUUGGAGAGAAAAAGAGCUAUGGACGUUUCAAGGGAAAGAAGUUUGGAGGGAAACAUCAUCGUGGGUUUAAAAAGAACAAUCGUAGGAAUUAG